AUGAUUGAGGUGUCAGCCAGUGACCCAGAUUGUGGCGUUAAUGCGAUAGUCAAUUAUACACUGGGCAAUGGCAUCAAACAGCUUGCUGAUUUUGAGGUACGUUCUGCUGCGGGUGAGAUUUGCAUUACCAGCGAGUUAGACUAUGAGAAACGAAGCUCAUAUGAAUUUCCAGUUAUUGCAAUAGAUAGAGUCAAUCGCAAUGGUGUUCGCUAUUCAAUAUACUCUGGGGACCCGGAAAGUUACUUCAGCAUCGAUACUAUUACUGGCAAUAUACGCAUCGCAAACCAUUUAGAUCACGAAACUAGAGCACAGAUUUUGCUCAAUAUUCAAGCGAUGAGCGGUGAUCCUCCAGCUUAUGGACAUACCCAGCGGCUACUUGUUGUAGGUCUGUAUGUCCAUAUUAGGGAUCAGCAACGAGCCGCUUUUUUACCUCGCUUUUAUUAGCUUGGGAUGCAACUAUGUAAUAAUGAUGCGCCUAAAAGAUGCAGUGAUUUCCAUUCUCAAGUUGCGUAGCGAGUUUUUACUAUAAGUUUUUGAUACUUAAAGCCACUCAACAUAUUUAGGAUACAUGUACAUAAGUAACACGAAAUCAGUAAAAAGCCACAUCUCUGAUGUACUGCGUACAAUGUUGAUUAAAAUUUUAAAUUAGUCAGCGGUGUUUUAAUCAAUUAUUUGUAUGCAUAUUGUGGACGGAUCCCAUGCAGCAGUGCCUCGCUGGGUCGAUGCCUGUACUCAUUACAAGUGGUGAAGAGAAUACUCAAUGCUAUUCAAAGUAUCGCUAGAAAAUACUCGAUUCUACUUUUACAGUACAACAUAAAAACAUACAGUGGAGAAAGGCGAUUUUUUUUUGUGAAAUUAUAGAUCCUGCCUUAAGCCUGCUAUAUGAUGCGAGCGUGAGCGUGAGCUUUUUAUUUUGACCAAUACCUUCGUUAUUGCUUAACUUGUUGCAAUAGUUGAUA
Messenger RNA from Rhagoletis pomonella (apple maggot), 959 nucleotides. RefSeq names its product protein dachsous-like. The transcript has 4 exons. The record is from RefSeq and is a predicted model, not a curated record. Gene Ontology annotation, cellular component: cell-cell junction; membrane. NCBI's taxonomy places the organism in Eukaryota, Metazoa, Arthropoda, Insecta, Diptera, Tephritidae. Gene Ontology annotation, molecular function: calcium ion binding. Bases 1 to 444 code for a protein of 147 amino acids. Gene Ontology annotation, biological process: homophilic cell-cell adhesion.